This is a messenger RNA of Ornithorhynchus anatinus (platypus), 2993 nucleotides long. It is a transcript of the gene GRB14, whose product is annotated as growth factor receptor bound protein 14. The transcript is spliced from 13 exons. Gene Ontology annotation, cellular component: cytoplasm; plasma membrane. The record is from RefSeq and is a predicted model, not a curated record. Gene Ontology annotation, biological process: insulin receptor signaling pathway; negative regulation of insulin receptor signaling pathway. The coding region runs from base 139 to 1497 and encodes 452 amino acids. NCBI's taxonomy places the organism in Eukaryota, Metazoa, Chordata, Mammalia, Monotremata, Ornithorhynchidae.
UAUUGCGUUCUUAGCUACUCCUUUGCUCUGACUCUGAGAUAUUAGAUUCGGAGAACUGGGACGCUGAGAAGUCCUGCCAAGGACUUGCUUCAUUCUGUGGAUAUCCUGCAUGACGGGAUAGGUCCGUGAAGAGCAGAUAUGAGUUUGUAUGCAAGAAGGGUAACUCUGCCUGCUAUAACGCCAAUAGUUCUGCAAAAAAGGGUGAUUAAAGUAUACAGUGAAGAUGACACCAGCAGAGCUUUGGAAGUCCCCAGUGAUAUUACAGCCAGGGAUGUUUGCCAGUUGUUAAUCCUGAAGAACCAUUAUAUUGAUGACCACAGCUGGACGCUGUUUGAGUACCUUCCUCACAUGGGUUUAGAAAGAACAAUAGAAGACCAUGAAUUGGUGGUCGAAAUACAAUCAAAAUGGGGAAUGGAAGAAGAAAAUAGGCUGUGUUUUAGAAAAAAUUAUGCCAAAUAUGAAUUCUUUAAAAAUCCAGUAAAUUUUUUUCCAGAGCAUAUGUUAUCUUUUUCAAGUGAAACCAAUGGAGAAAUAGCUCACACACAGAUUUUGCAGAUGUUUCUAAGCUCAAGCACAUAUCCAGAAAUACAUGGUUUCUUACAUGCUAAAGAGCAGGGAAAGAAGUCCUGGAAAAAAAUUUACUUUCUUCUACGAAGAUCUGGCUUAUAUUUUUCUACUAAAGGAACAUCAAAGGAACCAAGGCAUUUGCAGUUUUUCAGCGAAUUUAGUAGCAGCGAUCUCUAUGUCUCAUUGGCGGGCAAAAAGAUGCAUGGAGCUCCGUCUAACUUUGGAUUCUGUGUUAAGCCUAACAAAACAGGAGGAACCCGAGACCUGAAACUGCUCUGUGCAGAUGAAGAGCAGAGUAGGAUCUGCUGGGUGACAGCGAUUAGAUUGCUUAAGUAUGGGAUGCAGCUGUACCAGAAUUACACGCAACCACACCAAGGUAGAAGUGGCUGUAGUUUUCAGAAUAUUUCUCCCAUGAGAAGCAUUUCAGAAAAUUCCCUAGUAGCAAUGGACUUUUCUGGCCAUAAAGGUAGAGUUAUAGAAAAUCCCACCGAAGCUCUGUCAGUUGCAGUUGAAGAAGGACUAGCAUGGAGGAGAAAAGGAUGUUUACGACUGAAUGCACAUGGUAGCCCCACUGCUUCUCAAACCUCUUCCUCUAACAUAGCUAUUCACAGGUCACAGGCAUGGUUCCACCAUAAAAUCUCCAGAGAUGAAGCUCAGAAGCUGAUUUUACAGCAAGGACUUGUCGAUGGACUUUUCUUGGUACGGGAUAGCCAAAGUAACCCCAAAACAUUCGUAUUAUCAUUGAGCCAUGGACAGAAAAUAAAGCACUUUCAAAUUAUACCACUGGAAGAUGAAGGCGAAAUGUUUCAUACUCUGGAUGACGGUCACACCAGAUUCACGGAUCUUAUCCAGCUAGUGGAGUUCUAUCAGCUUAAUAAGGGAGUAUUGCCUUGCAAAUUGAAACAUUAUUGUUCUCGGAUUGCCCUUUAACCAAAAUAGAAAUCAUUCCACCAAUCAAUAGUGGAAAAUGGAGACACUAGAACAAUUUUAAAGGCCAUUUGUAUGAGAAAAAAAUAUUUCCAUGUCGAACUGAAUAUAAAUUUCACUUGCAAGCUGCAAAGAAGAGUUUAUGUGAGUCAUAAAUAAGAAAACACCUGCAAUUUGCAUUGCACACAUCAUUUACAAUUCACUGCUGGACAAAUUAAACCUCAAAAAGAGAUUCUGUGUGUUACUGUGCAAUUUUAACAGUACUUCAAAUUACUUCGAUCCUCUUUACAAACCCAAACAGGAAUGUUUAAAACACUUCUACAACUUCAUUUACCAUAGCAUUAGAGGACUGUUACACACACACACACACACACACACACACACACAUAAAAAUCAAAGGAACCUUGGCUUUGAAAUGAAUUAUUUGCUCCUUUUAGGUUGCAAAGAGUCAGGUCUGAAUUUUGUUUAGCAACUCUAAAUAAAACUGAAAAUUCUCUUGUGCUCUAAUUUUCAACACAAUUUUCUUAUAAGUUUAAAAUGACAAAUAUUCUAAAAUCACAGGUUUAAAGAUUGAUUAUAAUGCAUUGAUUUAUUCCAGAGGAAUUGUAUUGAAUUAUUAAUUGCACUGUAGUGUUAACACUGGCAUUAUUCUAGCUGCUGCAGUAGCACAUUUUUCACUGCAGUUUUGUUGUUUUAAUGUAAUGAUUGAAUGGAACCACUUUUGGUUAUAUAGAAAGCAUGACUGUCAUGCCGAGGUGAUUUUUUAUACCAAAAAAACCCUUCCUGCACAUAAAUCUGGAAGCAUAUGAAUUCUCCUAAUAUGAAAUCUCUCCCAGUGAUGUUUCGCUUAACUAUGUUUAAGAUUCUUCUAGUAUGUCAUUUAAAGGUCUUCCCAAAGUAUUUCAGCUUAGAUCUGCAACUGGAUUUUAAUGAAUGAAAAUCAUUAUAACUGAACGGUGAAAAUGAGUGAGUCUGGCACAAAUGUCUGUCUCCAAAAAUUCAUCAUCACAAUUGAUCCUAAUUAACAAACGUUCUCUUAAUCAUUCUCCACCUUCACAUUUACUUUCAGGAGUGUUAGUAGUGGGAAUUUAAAGCUUUAAAGGACCUUGGGACCCUUCUAGAACUGAGAUGAAAUAUUCCUAAAGGGCUCUGUGAGGAAACUUACUGUUCAGGGACCUUUCUUUACUUGUUCUGUGCCUAGGAUUUUUGUAAUCAGAGAUAUUGCCUUUUCUGCUGAGAGGGGAAGCAUACAAGGAAGCGUACAAGGAUUGCCUUUUGAAAGCUUCUCUAAAGGAAUUUUUUAAAUGUUGAAAUUCCAUAAAGUAUUGCCUAAAUCUGAAUCAAGUUGUUGGCUUGUCUUUUACAAUGGUGAAAACUAGAAAGCACCUGCUGGCAGUCUUUCAAAAUGUACGAUAAACAAAGACUAUUUUUCUUUUUUUGUAUAGUGUUUGGGAGAAUCAGUGACAUGCCAAUAAAAUCAAAGCUAAUAUUGAAAAGAA